GCCGCGAAGGAGAGUGUGUCGAUCGAGGGGUAUCAGGCGGCGAGCGUAGUGGAGAGAAAGGAGCGAGAACGCGGAGGUUUAUUCGAAAUCCCGUCUCGCUCAGAGCGAUUGCGGAGAAAUCGUCAGGUUGAUUCAGUCGCAAGCGCAUCUCUUAGCGAACAUCAGCUCGCCGAGUAGAGCCGAUUCGAGCCGAUUAGAGCCAGAGACCACCUAAGGAUCAGCUGCGCUAGAUCCUGUCGAAUAAUCUGAUUCUGAGAAAGAUACUGGGAGUCGUCGUUGGAGGAGAACAGUCGAUUGACAGUGCACGCAGGCUACGCGCAAGAGGAGAAGGAAGCAGUUACGUUGUUGUUAUGGUGACGACCCCCGAGUGCAAUUCGCCGAGAAGAUCAUCUCGAUAAGGCAAGGAGUUCAAUAUCGUGUCGGAGUCAUGAGCUUCCGAGAAGACAAAAAGGGAGAGAAGCCUGCUGAGAGCCCUGCGAUGAUGGAGACAAGCGAUGGAUUCCUCCAGCGCGAUGUCGAGGAGAGCCAUGCUGCUCGGAAAGGGUCAGCGGUCGGAGAGGAAGAUGAAGUUCCCGAGCUUCGCGAGGGUCGCUUCGCGCAACGCAUGAAAAAGGGCAAAAUGUGGACCUCGGAAGACUCCUAUGAGAACGACCGGGAAGUCAUGAGAAACAACAACCCGAAAGAGAAAGCUCUAUGGGCCGCCGAGAAGAACGAGCUCGAGUUGCUUCAAGAACUUGUAGCUUCCGAUGCCAGCCUUGUCCAUGCUCGGGACUCUGACAGCUACACUCCGCUCCAUAGAGCUUCGUACAGCGACAACAUCGAAGUCAUCAAGCUUCUCUUGGAAAAGAAAGCCGACAUCGAAGCUCGCACCGCCGACGGCUGGACUCCGCUACAUUGCGCCGCCCGAUGGGAUAAUGUCCAGAGUGCAGCGAUUCUCAUCGCGGCCGGCGCGAACUUCAAUGCUCGCACCAACGGAGAUCAGACCGCGUUGCAUUUGGCGGCGUCCAACAGGGAGGGACGAGAAACAUUGGAGCUCCUACUGUGGCAGAGCGGUCUCGACACGGACAAGAAGAACAAAGCCGGAGAUCUGGCCUUCUCGCUGGCCACGCGGAACGGUAAUCUCGCCGGUCUGUUCGAAAUGGUCGAACCCUCCGUCAACUGUCUCCGGCCCCGAGCGUGAAGCGAUUCGGAGCUGUUCGAAGCGAUGCUCCAGCUGCCUCGCAUUCGUAUCCGAAUCUCAUAGCGCUCCAUCAAGGCAGUGAAUUGAGAAUGCGGAAUGGACCGCCGAUUCAUCCGGCUUUGAGUGCAUCAUCGAAUCUCUCUAUCCACUCGUCUGUUUGUGUCUUCCGCUGCUCAGUCGGAUCAUUCUCCGCUCAACUAUCGCUGGAGAGAAUGAGGCUGUUCUUAUUCAUGUUCUUAGCCUUAUUGUUAGAUGCAUGAAGCCGACAUUCAUCCUAGUCUGUACUGCUUCGUCGGUGCCCUCGACGAGAGCCGCGACCGGGGCUCAUUCCUCCGGGAUGCAUCGGAGGAGCCUGGGUCUACAAUGAUCUCACCUGUUAUGUUUUGAGGAAUAAAAUUUCGCUCCUUUCCCACUUCAUUCAAA
Molecule: messenger RNA, 1603 nt
Organism: Galendromus occidentalis (western predatory mite)
Lineage: Eukaryota; Metazoa; Arthropoda; Arachnida; Mesostigmata; Phytoseiidae
Product: ankyrin repeat domain-containing protein 49
Exons: 6
Coding region: 428-1180 (250 amino acids)
Molecular function (GO): protein binding
Source: RefSeq, a predicted model, not a curated record